GGAUGCAGAACAUCUCACUGAGCAGCAAACAGAAGGUGAAAUAGGCCACAGCAUUUCCAGAAAACUGCAAUGAGAACUGGUAUCUUCUGCAAAGAAGAGGCUAUCAGUGAUCAGCUUAUUACAGCUCCAGUAACAGAAGCAAAACUGUCAUCAUGAAGCACUUCCUAAGGAUGUUUGUUCAGGUAUGCCUGUACUUCUACUGUAAAUGCUUGUGGCGCUGUCUGAAAUUUGUGGUCAGGAAACUAACAGGACGAUGUGAAUUGCAAAGGAUCUGUUACAAUACCAAGCCUGGAGCUGCCAGAACUAUGAAAAUAGAGGCAUCGCUGAAGAGCUCAAAAAGUAAGCGAUUGCAAACUUCAGUAAGUGUUCACCCUGAUGCUAUUGAAAAAACUAUAGAUGACAUCAUGGAGCUGAAAAAGAUUAAUCCAGAUAUAAAUCCACAGCUGGGAGUAUCUCUUCAGGCCUGCCUGCUGCAGAUUGUGGGGUACCGAAAUCUGGUUGCAGAGGUUGAGAAGCUACGCAGAGAGCCAUAUGAUUCAGAGAAUCCGCAGCAUGAAGAAAUGCUUCUGAAGUUAUGGAAAUGUUUGAAGCCUAAUUCGCCAUUGAAAGCUCGGAUUUCGAAGCAGUGGUGUGAAAUUGGUUUCCAAGGUGAUGAUCCUAAAACAGACUUUAGAGGGAUGGGUCUCCUGGGCUUAUAUAACUUGGUGUAUUUUGCUGAAUGGGACACUGGGAUAGCUCAGCAAGUUCUUUCUGAUUCUCUUCAGCCUAAAUACAGCCAAUUCAGUAAAGCUGAAUGGGAGAAAAAAAGGUUCGAUAAGGCAAUUGGCUACUCUUUUGCUAUUGUGGGCAUUAACAUAACAGACCUGGCAUACAAUCUGCUUGUGAGCGGAGCUUUGAAGACCCAUUUCUACAAUGUCGCCCCAGAGGCACCAACACUAAUACACUUUCAACAGACCUUCUGCUACUUAAUGCAUGAAUUCCACAAAUUCUGGAUUGAAGAGGACCCACUGGACAUAAUGGAGUUCAAUCGUGUCAGAGAGAAAUUUCACAAGCGAGUCUUGAAACAGCUCCAGAACCCAGAGAUGGCUCUGUGCCCUCAUUUUGCUGCAUCGGAAAGCUUAAUCAAUAUGUAGUUGUUCACUUGAUUUUAUUUGAAAACACUGCCUCACUCUUGUGUUAGAUCACUGUUUAGACCAUCACUGACAUACUGAAUGACCAUGAAGAUUGUAUGCAUGUUUUUGGUGCAGUAUUCAUCUAUUUUUGUCAUAUAUACUGCUAGAUCCCCUUUCUCUUGUUGGGGAUUUCUCAUUUUAAAUGGGUGCUCAUAUUGCGGCAUUAUGCAGUGUUACAUUCUGAAUUAAUGUCCAAGUAUCAGAGUGUUUUCUAUUUUUUUAGACUUUCCUCAUAAUUCAGCAUUGAAGAAUUGAAUUGUAUUUCUCUAGCUGUGUUUUUGUAUAUGUGGAAUAAUUAGUUGGAUCUUGUAUUGUGAAAGCUUUUUAACUUCCUGAUAUGUUUUAAGAUACACUCUGCUUGAAAUGCCAGGAGUUAUGUUUGGACAUCAUCUAGAAGACAAUGCGCAUAAUUAAUCUGAUGCAGAUUAACACAUUAAAGUCCAGUUUUGUCCAUGCAGCCAUAUAUGCUUAAUGCAGAAUUUGAGGCUCAUAAAAUACAAGCUUCAGUGAGAAUACUUUAUGGAGAAUUACAAUAUGACUCCACAGCUGCAUGAACACCAAAUGAUCUCGCAAUGCUAAUAUGUUUAGUGAAGUGCAAGCACUCACAAAUGGGUACUGGCAGGGGCCAAAAAUCACAUGAUCAGGCUGUUGUCACCAACACCACCAAGCAUGGUCUCAAUUCCUGCACAACCCUUUGAAUAUACAGGGGUUAGUGUUCUGUGUCACGUAUUGGAAGGCAACAUGAUUUGAUCAUGUUGUGCUCGGUGAAUUCAGGGGAGGAGCAAAUUUCUCUCCCCUCUCCCCCCCCACCUCUACUACUGAAAACAUUGCUUGGGUUGUUAGCUCAGUUCCAAAGAACUGGGAGAAAUAAUCGAUAAGAAGGUUUAGAGCAAAACUACCUGAAUUUGCCAGACUACUUUAAAAAUAGAAUGGCAAACUGCCUUUUUUUUCUUACAAAAAAAAAAAAGUAUAUAUAUAAAUGCAUAAGUGUUUGACACCAGGAUUAUGUAGUAUAUUGAAUGACAUCUACCAUGGCAUUUCAUACCCAUGGUAUUUUUUACCUUCUAAACAAUCAAUUUUAGUAUUAUACGUUUGUGUAAAUCACUUGCCUAUUGAGAGUAAAUUUUGAGUAGUGUCCAACUACUUGUGAAUUAUAUGAAUAAAUUAUGUCAUUCUAAACUGAA
Molecule: messenger RNA, 2356 nt
Organism: Struthio camelus australis
Lineage: Eukaryota; Metazoa; Chordata; Aves; Struthioniformes; Struthionidae
Gene: ELMOD1
Product: ELMO domain containing 1
Molecular function (GO): GTPase activator activity
Source: RefSeq, a predicted model, not a curated record